Molecule: messenger RNA, 600 nt
Organism: Rhodamnia argentea
Lineage: Eukaryota; Viridiplantae; Streptophyta; Magnoliopsida; Myrtales; Myrtaceae
Exons: 2
Coding region: 87-278 (63 amino acids)
Source: RefSeq, a predicted model, not a curated record
UGCAAACCCGAAAGCGGAAAUGUAUUGGGUUGGGGUCGUCGUCUUCUUCUUCUUCUCGAUCGUCGUCGAAGAAGAGGAAUUGACAGAUGGGGUUAAUCAGAAGCAGCUUCUCCUUCGUAGCGGGGACGGUGUGCGGGAUUUACAUAGCUCAAAACUACGACGUUCCCAACAUCAGAGCCCUUGCCAACGACGCCGUUUGCAGGGCCAAGCGGAUCGAAGAGAAGUACCGCAAACCUGACUCCAAGUCCAGAGGCGGCGAUGGUGACCGCCAUGUUUAGCUCCUUCAACAUAUUCUUUUUGGUAUAUAGCUCGAGGAAAUGCAGUUAGCUAGCUUCAGUUAUAACUACAGUAUGUACAGCAGGGAGAACACCCCCUCAUAUACAUGAGCUCCUUAGGAGGUUGAAUGAUGAAUUGGUUAGGCAGCUAAUUUUAGGAAUGCCGGUUGACCGACCAUUCGCGGUAGAGCUCGGAAGACCGACAUUCACGUGUAACGUGCUUCCAUGUCACGACCGUGAGAUUGUCCAUAAGAUCAUCACUUCUGACUAGUCACCAGCUGCAGCUACCAUAUCAUUAAAGAAGGCAAACGAUGUUCAGUUUUUC